Molecule: messenger RNA, 2076 nt
Organism: Adelges cooleyi (spruce gall adelgid)
Lineage: Eukaryota; Metazoa; Arthropoda; Insecta; Hemiptera; Adelgidae
Gene: GckIII
Product: serine/threonine-protein kinase 26
Exons: 10
Coding region: 399-1964 (521 amino acids)
Biological process (GO): protein phosphorylation
Molecular function (GO): protein kinase activity; ATP binding
Source: RefSeq, a predicted model, not a curated record
GAUGGCAACGACGACGACGACAAUUCAACUGGAUUUUUGAUUAUUAUCAUCAACAAAUAUAAUUAUUAUAUGGUUAUAUAUACAUACGUACAUACACACACUAUAGCUGCUGCAGCUACAGUAUACUGACACCGUAGACCGAACCCACUGAUACAGAUUUUGCGGAGGUCAUAUUAUUAUUAUUAUUAUUAUCGACGGGUUUCGGGUUUGUUUGUUUUAUAUUUUCUCCGGGCAAGAAACGUUUGUUGCCUCUCAGGCUUUCAGCGUUUUCAACACUUUUUCACAACGAAAAUGAAGCGGCCGACACAGCACCGCGUUGCAGGAGGAUAAACCGUCGUCGCUUCUGGUAAACAGUACAAGUCUCUUCUGUGUUUGCUGGCACCUAAAAGCCCGUCUAAAUGGCGUCAGCAUCGUUCAACGAGAAGGUCGACCCUGAGCUGAUAUUCACCAAACAGGAGCGUAUCGGUAAGGGGUCUUUCGGCGAGGUGUUCAAGGGCAUUGACAAUCGUAGCCAACGCGUAGUGGCCAUCAAAACUAUUGAUCUGGAAGAGGCCGAAGACGAGAUCGAGGACAUUCAACAAGAGAUUAUGGUGUUGUCCCAGUGUGACAGUCCUUAUGUUACCAAAUACUAUGGAUCCUAUCUUAAAGGCACUAAACUGUGGAUCAUCAUGGAAUAUUUGGGUGGUGGCAGCGCCUUGGAUUUGAUGAAGGCCGCCGGAGCAGGUGGGGGUGGUUUUGAAGAACAGCACAUCGCUGUGAUUCUACGUGAAGUGCUCAAGGGUCUUGACUACUUGCACGGCGAGCGCAAACUCCACCGAGACAUAAAAGCCGCCAAUGUACUGCUUAGUGAACACGGUCACGUCAAACUGGCUGAUUUCGGUGUUGCUGGCCAACUGACAGCGACUACCAGCAAACGCAACACAUUUGUAGGCACCCCAUUUUGGAUGGCUCCUGAAGUGAUUAAGCAAUCAGCGUACGAUUCUAAGGCCGACAUUUGGUCGCUGGGCAUCACAGCCAUUGAAUUGGCCAAAGGCGAACCACCCAAUUCGGAACUGCAUCCUAUGCGAGUACUGUUCCUUAUUCCAAAAAACAAUCCCCCGCAGUUGACGGGAAACUACAGCAAGGCGUUCAAGGAGUUCGUUGAGGCGUGCCUGAAUAAAGAUCCUGACAACAGACCAACAGCCAGGGAACUUCUGCGGUACCCAUUUGUACGCAAGGCCAAAAAGAGCUGCGUAUACUUGGUGGACUUGAUAGACCGAUAUAAAAAAUGGAAGGCGCAAAAACAGGCUAGGGGAGGCACGGGAGGUUCUAGUGAUGACGACAGCGGAAGUGAUGGUGCUGCCACUGACGGCUCAGACGCGGAUGAUAACGCUGAUGAAGAACCUUCAUGGAUAAUGACAGUACGUGGCCGACCUACUGCACUAAAUGCCUCAACCAUCAAUAAUUCAGUCGCUACGACAACAGCUGUCAACUCUGGAGGAACCAACAUAAACUCGACUGCGGUUGUCUCACCCUCAGGAAACCCCACCAACUCCAUUGGUAGGAAGCACCAGCAGCAGCCGCAGCAAAAUGGUGGCGAUGACAUAUCAAACCACCAGGAACCCGUCCACAAUGUCCACGGUGCAAAACAAUCACAGCGGACGCCUCCUCUUCAUCCAUCGUCACAGCCGCCAUCGUUGCCCCCGCAACCACAGUCAGCACUGUCAUUUAUACUGCCUAUCAUUGCUGAGUUGCAAAAAAGAUACUCGACAACAGUAACCACUGAAUUGGCAGCCGCGUUCCAGGCUGCUGGCCCGGCAGUGGCCGACCGGUUUGUCAACGAACUGGUACGUGCUCUCACGCCACCCGUAGCACCCACAAACAGCAGCCGAAUUUCUGGUGCACAACCCCGAAUAUCGGCUACAGCAGCUCCUCGCAAUAUUUCAUCUGUAGCCGCAGUAACACGAAACAGUAACAAACGUUGAGGCAGUUGAAAAUACGAACAACUAACAUUGAAUCGGCCAUAGCAAGAAAACUUCAUCUUCAUAUUAAAAUACAAAAUUUAUUUUAAAUAAAAAUACUUAUUUUAUAUAAAAU